AUGGCCUCUGUGAGCGCCAGCUGCCCCCAGGUGCAUGAGCUGGCUCCUGACGUGGAGGCGGUGAUACGGAGCAUUCAUAGCAACAAGACCAAGGCGGUCGUGUACGUGACAGGUGGAGCAGUGCAGGCAAGUUGCAUCUCCUGGCUGCUAGCAGUACCAGGCGCAUCAGCGACAGUACUGGAGGCCGCGGUGCCGUACGCUCGCAGCAGCCUCAUCAGCACUCUUGGAAAGGAGCCCGAGCAGUACUGCAGCUCUGCUACGGCGGCUGCGAUGGCGGAGGCUGCCUACCGCCGGGCCGCUGACCUGAGUUCCUUCGGUGACAGCAUCGUUGGUCUCGGAGCCACUUGCUCUUUAUCCACGGUGGGCGCUAAGCGUGGCGACCACCGGGCGUUUUUGGCAGUCCACGGCGGUUCGGCCGCCGGCUCACGCUGCCUGGCCAUGACCUUGGCCAAGGGCGCCCGCACUCGAGUCGGCGAAGACGACUUGGUCAGCAGGAUGCUCAUUAAGGAAGCGGCAGCUGCUGCCGCAUCCGCUGGCUGCAGCACCGCGGCAGCGCAAUCAGCUUUCGUCGUACAUUCAUAUGACGUCGUAAACGAUAUUCGCCAAGCGGCGAAUGAUCCAGUGCAGCAGUUGCUGCGAGGGGAGAUCCGCUGCGUUGAGUUUUGUGGGAGCGAGGUGGUGGUGGACGCGCCGCGGCAUGGGCGUGUGUACUUGCCCGGCUCGUUCAAUCCCUUACAUCAAGCGGCACUCAGAGCCGCGAACGGCGAUGUCGGCGUUGGCUCGCUCGAAGGCGCCUUUGAGCUAACGGUGCAGAAUGCAGACAAGGGCUUGCUGUCCGCGGAGGAUAUCCACAAGCGUGUGGCUCAGUUUGUGGCAUUGGGGCUCCCUGUGGUGGUGACCCGUGCGCCACUGUUCACCAACAAGGCGGACCUGUUGCCGGGCAGCCGCUUCGUGGUCGGAUACGACACGGCUGCACGGCUCGUGCUACCCAAGUACUACGGCAACUCAUACACGCAAAUGCUGCUUGAUUUCGCAAGGCUGCGGCAGAAUGGGUGCAGCUUUAUCGUAGCCGGUCGCAAGGACGCGGCCAGCGGCAGGUUCAUGUCACUGGCCAACGUGGAGGUGCCGCCGGAGCUGGCCGACUUGUUCACAAAUUCGUUGCCAGAGGAGGCUUUUCGGUUGGACAUUUCGUCGACAGAGCUGCGGCUGAAGGCGCAGCUGAAAUGAUGAGACGCUCAGUAGCUUGGAGAUUGUCCUGAGCAGGGCGGAGCUGUCCGGCGCCUAUGUCGCGACAAGUCACGGAUAGCGCUAGGAACGGAUGGGUGCGUCUUCUCAGAGAAAUUGUACAAUCUUGAUGGCUGAGAGAAUACGGCUAGGAGGAACGUAUUAAAGCUAUCAAGUGUGUGGUAUGUAACUUUUUGGCUGGAUCUCCUUACGGACUACACGGCGGCUACGAUGCAGAAGACUUCUAAACCUGGUGGGCCCUGUCACUUUGUCGUUAGGAUUAGCGCUGCAGACAUUAACGAAAGGAGAAAAUGCCCAAUUCGUUGAUUGGCAUCUGUAAAUGGUGGUGGCGGUGGGAGUGGGAGACUAAAUACAAAACUCGUUUCUUGAUGAGGCUCUCGGGGACUAAGGUGGAUCCCAACAUCCGAUGUAUGUCAACAGCCCCAGCUUUUGCCUUGGGCACUGGCAGUACCUGCGGCAACGUUGCGCGUCAUAAUCAGCUACCAUGUAAUUUCAUCCCC
Volvox carteri f. nagariensis is the source of this 1745-nucleotide messenger RNA. RefSeq lists its product as uncharacterized. The transcript has 8 exons. The record is from RefSeq and is a predicted model, not a curated record. Gene Ontology annotation, cellular component: nucleus; cytoplasm. The coding region runs from base 1 to 1227 and encodes 408 amino acids. NCBI's taxonomy places the organism in Eukaryota, Viridiplantae, Chlorophyta, Chlorophyceae, Chlamydomonadales, Volvocaceae. Gene Ontology annotation, molecular function: nicotinamide-nucleotide adenylyltransferase activity; ATP hydrolysis activity.